AGACCAAGAGCAGAGAAGAGACAGAAGAGACAGCAAGCAUUUGAUUGACUGAGGUUGACGACCAAUCACAGCAUGGGCUCCUUCACUACCAUCUCCAUCAGCAUUCUCCUCCUUUUGACUUUGCAGCUUCAAGGUCGAACCAAAGCCAAUCCUGUGUCCAAUAAUGACCUGGCGGAUUUCAAGAAUUUGUUGGACCGCCUGGAGGACAAGAUACCUUUAGAAGAGGAGGUCAUGGCCUCACAAGGACUUAAUGAGCAGAAUGAAGAGGCUGGGGAAGCACUUAGCCCCCUCUCUUCCUGGAGUGGGGAAGUCAGCCCAGCCCAGCGGGAGGGAGCCUUCAACCGGGGCACUUGGGAGCAAUCUGAGAGAUCUGCCCUCCUGAAGAAUAAGCUUCGGGCACUCUUGACUUCCCCUCGUAGUCUGAGGAGGUCCUCCAGCUGCUUUGGGGGCAGGAUUGAUAGAAUAGGAGCCCAAAGUGGACUUGGCUGCAACAGUUUUAGGUUCUGAAGAUGAUAUACAAAGAGGAGAACGUGCGCUGGACCCAGACAGACCCACAGAAGCUUCAAAUCCUUUGGGACUUAGGCUUUAUUUUGUCCAUUUGUUGUCAGCAAAUUGGGCUUUGAAUGCACUCCUGGUUCAAGCUACUGCUUUCUUUUGCCGUUUCACAGAUAUAAUUUUGAAUGUAGACAAAAUGGCUUUUGCCCAUAAAUUAAAUCUGAGUUUAAAUUUUAAGCAGUUCAAGGACGAAUAAACUUCAGCACC
Messenger RNA from Trichosurus vulpecula (common brushtail), 762 nucleotides. It is a transcript of the gene NPPA, whose product is annotated as natriuretic peptide A. Gene Ontology annotation, cellular component: extracellular region; cytoplasm; nucleus. Lineage: Eukaryota; Metazoa; Chordata; Mammalia; Diprotodontia; Phalangeridae. Bases 73 to 507 code for a protein of 144 amino acids. The record is from RefSeq and is a predicted model, not a curated record. Gene Ontology annotation, molecular function: hormone activity; hormone receptor binding. The transcript has 3 exons. Gene Ontology annotation, biological process: neuropeptide signaling pathway; receptor guanylyl cyclase signaling pathway; cGMP biosynthetic process.